GUUUAAAGAGGGCACGCCUACCAGUAGUGCAAUUGUUGUGGAUUUUUUAAAUAAAAUAUUUUCCGAAGUGAUUACCAUGAAGUGAAGUCGCUAAUCUUAAAAUCAGCUGUAGGAUUGUAUAAAAACCAAGUAAAAACGUGCCAAGUUCAGCCGCAUCGAACCUCCAGUACAAAGCGCCGUGGAUUAGUUGUGGAUAAUUGUGGAAAAAUGAUAUGGCCGAGUAAAUAAGAAGUCUAGGGGCUGAAAAAUUCAUAUGGGGUUCUUUUUGGUGGCAUGAUCUUUUUAUCAGCUGGCAUGAAUAUGGCCCUGGGCUUAGGCUGGUAUCAGUUUAGCCUAUUCGGCACGCCAUACCAUUUCUGCUUCUCUUGGUUUAUUGGUGUGAUGAUUGGCACCAUUGUAACAGCAAUACUGGUCAAUUUUAUACCCAAGAAAUUUAUAAUGGCCCUUUCGACGUUGAUGAUCCUCAUUGGGGGCAUAUUAUUCACCAGUGUUCCCCAGAGCUAUGACUGUCUGCUGAUUGGGCGAUAUUUCAAUGGUAUAGCCAUAGGCUUGACCAUUAUACCCUACCUCAUGAAUGCCUCGGAAAUAUCAACCAGCUCUAAUCGUGGCAUAUGUCUGGCUCUGGAGCAGUACUGCAUUACCUUUGGCAUUAUGAUUCAAAUGAUAUAUGCUUCGUUGUGGAGUUAUACCUUGGAUUUUCCCAUCAGUCGCCUGCAUGGCAUUAUCGAUAUUUUCUUUGCUUUAUUGGCAGCCGGAUUUCUGUUCCUCUUCGUCGAAUCGCCCAUUGAUUAUAUGCGCAAGGGUGAGGAGCAAAUGGCCCUGGAGACAUUGGGACGUCUAAGACAACCGCGUGGCAUAAACAGAGAAGUGCAAUUUCAAUUUGAAGAAAACAAGGCCUAUGUAUGCGAUCAAGAGAGCAUGUCCAUGGAACAGGCCUUCCGUCAGGGUUUAGUGCCUUUGGUGAAAAUGAUCUUCUUUCGCAGCAUGAUGUUGGCCUUUUGCUAUUCUGUGCCUUUGAAUGCAGCUCUGCAGUAUAGCACCUUCAUCAAUAGCAGCUCAUGGGCACCCAGUGUGGUGGGUGUAGUUCGUGUCUUGGGAGCCAUUCUAUCGAUAUGUCUGGUGGAUAACAUUGGACGCAAGCUACCUUCAAUAUUUUCGGCAAUUAUUGUUGGUGGCCUUAUGAUUGGCAUUGCCUCGUUGAUGCGUGACGUAAGCGGCAGUUUGAUUUCCAGCGGUAUGAACUCCGUCAUGAUACUUUCCAUAGUAUUGCAAUUAUUUGCCGGAUUCUUUACCCCCUAUGGCUCUGUAUAUAUGGGAGAGGCUUUUCCCUUACGCGUCAAACCCUUCUUAAUGGCUGUAGUUGUGCUCUUGGAGCAAAUGUUGCACAUCAUAUUCAUAAACACCUUCUUAUGGGCAGAUUUGGGAGUGAGUUUAAUGACGCAAGGCAUUAUGAUUGUGGCAAUUUUCAUGCUGCUUUUACUCCUUAUGCCGGAGACGAGGAAAACAUCAUUGAACGAGGCCCAGCUAAGAUUUAGGAAUCUUUUCAAUACUAAACUUAUUAUAGAGGUUUAACUAUAAAUAAGCUAAAAGUUGUAGUGUCCAUAGAACAGCUAUUGUAUAUAGAAUUAAGAAUUAAGACAAAAAAAAAUGUAUUUGAUAAAAAGGAUGUCAACGAAUUGAGUGAAAUUUUGGUAUAGCUAUCGAGAAAAUAUACUUCGAAUAUGAAGAAUUUUUUUUAAUGAAAA
Stomoxys calcitrans (stable fly) is the source of this 1745-nucleotide messenger RNA. Its product is annotated as solute carrier family 2, facilitated glucose transporter member 12. The transcript is spliced from 3 exons. Gene Ontology annotation, biological process: transmembrane transport. Bases 274 to 1572 code for a protein of 432 amino acids. NCBI's taxonomy places the organism in Eukaryota, Metazoa, Arthropoda, Insecta, Diptera, Muscidae. Gene Ontology annotation, molecular function: transmembrane transporter activity. The record is from RefSeq and is a predicted model, not a curated record. Gene Ontology annotation, cellular component: membrane.